Molecule: messenger RNA, 1621 nt
Organism: Octodon degus (degu)
Lineage: Eukaryota; Metazoa; Chordata; Mammalia; Rodentia; Octodontidae
Gene: Ark2c
Product: ring finger protein 165
Exons: 8
Coding region: 1-1038 (345 amino acids)
Biological process (GO): motor neuron axon guidance; positive regulation of BMP signaling pathway
Molecular function (GO): ubiquitin protein ligase activity; zinc ion binding
Source: RefSeq, a predicted model, not a curated record
AUGAAAGAUGACCUUCUGCAGGUAGAAGUGAUGGGGUCGCUGUGUUCUAACAAAGGUGCCCCCUUUCAAAGGUCUCAGCAUCCUCACGCUACCUCCUGCCGCCACUUCCACCUGGGCCCCCCGCAGCCACAGCAGCUCGCCCCCGACUUCCCGCUGGCCCACCCCGUGCAGUCGCAGCCGGGCCUGAGCGCCCACAUGGCCCCGGCCCACCAGCACAGCGGCGCCCUGCACCAGUCGCUGACCCCGCUGCCCACCCUGCAGUUCCAGGACGUCACAGGUCCCUCCUUCCUACCUCAGGCCCUGCACCAGCAAUACCUCCUGCAGCAGCAGCUCCUGGAAGCCCAGCACCGCAGGCUCGUCUCGCACCCCAGGCGGAGUCAGGAGCGUGUUUCCGUCCACCCCCACCGUCUCCACCCCAGCUUCGACUUCGGCCACCAACUGCAGACCCCUCAGCCCAGGUAUCUGGCUGAGGGCACUGACUGGGAUCUCAGCGUGGAUGCCGGCUUGAGUCCUGCUCAGUUCCAGGUGCGGCCCAUCCCUCAGCACUAUCAGCAUUACCUAGCGACUCCUCGAAUGCACCACUUCCCUAGGAACUCCUCCUCUACACAGAUGGUCGUCCAUGAAAUCCGAAACUAUCCUUACCCUCAGCUUCACUUCCUUGCUCUCCAAGGACUAAAUCCCAGCAGACACACUUCUGCUGUUCGGGAGAGCUAUGAGGAACUGCUGCAGCUCGAGGACAGGCUGGGAAAUGUGACUCGGGGAGCUGUGCAGAACACCAUUGAGAGGUUCACUUUCCCCCACAAAUACAAGAAGCGAAGACCCCAGGAUGGCAAAGGCAAGAAGGACGAGGGGGAAGAGUCUGACACUGAUGAGAAAUGCACAAUUUGUUUGUCUAUGCUGGAAGAUGGAGAAGAUGUGAGACGCCUGCCCUGUAUGCAUCUCUUCCACCAACUGUGCGUGGACCAGUGGCUUGCAAUGAGCAAGAAAUGCCCCAUCUGCCGAGUGGACAUUGAGACACAGCUGGGAGCCGAUAGCUGAGGGAGGAGUUAGCCAGUGGACACCCCAUUUCCUUCACCAGGUCCCCCCACGGCCAUAGCCCUUGCAGCCAAACUUUGCCUUCUGAGCCAUUUGAUGUAGAGGAGAAGCCUGCAAGCACAUUUCGUGGAAAGAGGAGUCAGUGGUAUCAGUGUCUGAGGGAAGGAGAGGGUGGGGGAGGACCCACCCAUCCACAUGGCGACUGCCCCAUCCGCCUUGCUCGCAGGAGGGAGGGAGCUGGCCGUGCCCUGCCCAGAGCGGGGGUGGGAAGGGGGGGCCCACGCCGCUGAGAACUAGACGUGAUCCCGAGGGCACUAGCGGAUAGAUGGCCCCUCAAUCCUGACCUUCGAAGGAUUGUAUAUAUACCUCUGGACCACGUAGAAACCAUGUAGGGGUCUCUAGCUAUUUCUGUGGAUGGCAGCCAGAGCAUGUUAGCUUAAGAAAAACGUCGUGUGUGGUGCUCUAGUCAUCUUGUGGUGGACAUGUCGCUAUUACUGAACUUGCACCAAAUAUUUCUCAUUGAGUUUCUUGUUUUGGUGCCUGACUGAACCAACCAACGACAGCCCCAAUUUUCCCGUCUUUAUGA